GAACCAAACUUAACAAACCUAAGCUCAAAAGGGAAGAAAUCACAUAAAACAAGGAAAGUUAAAAAAUGGUGAAGAAGGAAGCAAAGGACAGGCUAUGCCGUCUUUUGAUGUCUGAUUCCAACCCUGACCCUUUACUAGAACCAAAGGGCACCAAGGUCUGAACAAGUUUGUGUUCUACACUUUUAAUAGCAAAUCUCGAGCCACAAAUCUUUGGAGGAUGAAGAUUAUCUUCAGUACCCAUGGCUCUCUGGAGUUCAUGAUGACACUGAAAAGACUUUCAUUUUCUAAGCUUGAGCCACCAAAUUGAGGUGUUAGCUUCCCUUAUUGAAGGGUUUCAACUCAAUUUGCAUACUUACUACUGAGUCAUAUUUGCUGAUGUACUGUUACUGAGCCACUUUGGUACAGCUCUAUUAGUUUAUAAACUUACUACCACAUUCCAGCAUAUAUUAUAUUCCUUACCCAAUACUUUCUAUUCGUAUUUCUAGAAUUUUUUAUAUUGAGCCCCUAUGGUGGUUAUGGUACACUUGUCCCAUGCCAAUGGGUUGAAAGAAUUAUUGAUAAUAUAUUAGUUUUGGGUCAUAAAGGACCACCUUAAAUUGGCUUAACAAAGUUAUUCAGCACUCAAUGCAUUUCAAAAUAAGGGCCAAACUGGAACUAUCUUCCUAUAUUUGUAUGAACCAGGGCUCCGUACGAUUAAUUGCCCCUUACCCUUUCAGGGAUUGGGUUAAUGAUUAUCAUUAAGAUUUGUCAUAGUGAAUGGAAACAGUUGCUCAAUUAUACUAUACUAAUUAGGGGUAAGUCUAAGUACAGUUGCGUACCCUUAGACCUACAAUAUAGCAGGACAUACUAGUUGGGAGUUGUUAUAGUCUUAGUACUAGUAAAAUUUCCAAUAGUGCAGCAGUUAGUAUUUUAUACAACCUUUGGCAGUUAGGGUUUUUGAAAUGUGGGUUUCUAACUCUUUGUGCCUGUUGGUUUGUCUGAUUUGUCAUCUUUCCUAAUUUUGAGGGUAAGUUGAGGGUGCUGAACUGCAUGGCCAUUCACCCUUCUUAUUCAAUGCUGUCGUCUUCAUAUUCGUGCUGCAGCUUCACUUUUCUCCCUUUAUAUCUUCGAUCACCCUUUUUCAUUUUGAAAUCAUUUUUCAGUUGUUGGGGGCUCUCGACACAUUACAUUUUUUUGGUGAAGGAGAUAUUUUUGCAUAAGGAUUCUAUAGUUUUGUUUGCUUGACUCCAGUUCCCUGUAAUCUUUUCCUGGAAAAGAUGGCUGCAAAUGAUGUACCUUGCUGUGAACCCAUGUUUUGGGUUUAUCUGAUCAUAUGUGUGGCUCUUGUGUGCUUUGCUGGUCUUAUGUCAGGUCUUACCCUAGGGCUCAUGUCUCUCAGCUUAGUUGAUCUCGAGGUUCUUGUAAAGUCCGGCCAGCCCAAGGACAGGAAAAAUGCAGGGAAGAUUUUGCCUCUUGUUAAAAACCAACACUUGCUACUAUGCACCCUCCUCAUAUAUAAUGCCAUGGCCAUGGAGGCUUUGCCAAUUUUUGUUGACGCGCUUCUCCCAGCAUGGGCUUCCAUAUUGAUAUCAGUCACUCUUAUACUUGCAUUUGGUGAGAUAAUCCCGCAAGCUGUGUGCUCUCAGUAUGGACUAAGUGUAGGCGCAAAACUUUCUGUUUUGGUCCGUCUACUUGUCAUUCUUCUAUUGCCCAUUUCCUACCCUAUCAGCAAGCUGUUGGACUGGUUGCUUGGAAAAGGACAUGCUGUUUUGCUAAGACGCUCGGAGCUGAAAACUUUUGUGGACCUACAUGCUAAUGAGGCAGGCAAAGGUGGUGAGUUGACCCAUGAUGAAACUACCAUCAUUGGAGGGGCUCUGGAUUUAACAACAAAGACUGCUAAAGAUGCUAUGACUCCCAUGUCUAAAGUAUUUUCGCUUGAUAUAGAUGCUAAACUUGACAAGGACACAAUGGAACUGAUAAUGAGGAAGGGACAUAGUCGAGUACCUGUCUUCUCUGGCAGUUCAACAAAUAUCAUUGGCCUUAUAUUGGUUAAAAAUUUGAUUAUUUGCCACCCUGAAGAUGAAACUGUAAUAAGAAAUCUUACUAUUAGAAAAAUCUCCAGAUUUUAUGAUCACUUGCCACUCUAUGAUGUUCUGAAUCAAUUUCAAAAGGGUCAUAGCCAUAUGGGUGUAGUUGUGAGGAGCAAACAAGGCCUGAAAGAUAUGUCAGAUGCUACUUUCAAUUCGGCUACAUCUGCGGUGAAGGCGAGUGUGAUACGGAUACCCGAACAAUCAGGGAAAAAAGGGACAAAUCAUCAGUAUCAUAGAAAAGAACAAAAGGAAACGUUGAGAAACACAUCUGCUGUGCAUUCAACGAAAACUGGACCUCAUAAUCAUCCAGUAAUUGAUGCCUUGGAGCUAGGCAAAAGUAUGAUUCUGCAUCAUGAAGAUGCAGCCAUUCUGCAAGUUCCUGAUUUAGAUUCCUGUGCAGAUCCCAGUGAAGAAGUUAUUGGUAUCAUCACAAUGGAGGACGUAAUGGAGGAACUUCUGCAGGAGGAAAUAUAUGACGAGACUGAUGAUUAUGUUGAUGUUCAUAACAAUAUACAAAUCAAUAUGCUGCCUGUCAUAAGAUCAAGAACUCCUGAAGGCACACCAGUUUCUCAUCGGAGUUGGAGUUCUGUAGCAUCACCUCGUUCUUCUUAUCAUAAUACUCCUAUUCUGCAAUCACCUAUGCAAGCGUUUGUUCCAUCGCCCUUGAUAAGACCAUCUCCACUAAGCCCUCCUAUCAUAUCCAGACUAGCUUCUCCCUCUACAUACUUGGGUUCUCCCAUGCGUACUUCUCCAGCGAAGCAGGUAUCUAGGAAGUCAUAUGAGAAGCUGCGGCGUUGAUCUUCUUAUAUUCAAGAACAUGUUGUAUCAUGACUCAAUGCAUCAUUUUAUGUUAUACUGAGUUCCUAUGUACCAAAAAGCUUCUACUAUUGUUAUUUGUUUUUGCUGGGAAAUACACAUGUACCUAACAUUUCAGAUAUGAAUACUUGUCAUUAUGUCAAGAAAGAACUGAACAAUGUCACUACCAGACUAUGUUAUGUUGCAAUCUAGCUUGCAAAUAUAUAAUACCUCGUCUUUUUUAUA
Molecule: messenger RNA, 3110 nt
Organism: Beta vulgaris subsp. vulgaris (sugar beet)
Lineage: Eukaryota; Viridiplantae; Streptophyta; Magnoliopsida; Caryophyllales; Amaranthaceae
Product: DUF21 domain-containing protein At2g14520
Exons: 13
Coding region: 1257-2867 (536 amino acids)
Biological process (GO): magnesium ion homeostasis
Cellular component (GO): intracellular membrane-bounded organelle
Source: RefSeq, a predicted model, not a curated record